Molecule: messenger RNA, 2124 nt
Organism: Penicillium expansum
Lineage: Eukaryota; Fungi; Ascomycota; Eurotiomycetes; Eurotiales; Aspergillaceae
Exons: 18
Coding region: 1-2124 (707 amino acids)
Biological process (GO): positive regulation of cytoplasmic translation
Cellular component (GO): membrane; cytoplasm
Molecular function (GO): mRNA binding; single-stranded RNA binding; zinc ion binding
Source: RefSeq, a predicted model, not a curated record
AUGGACCAAGGACAAGGAGGCCAAGGCGACCUCAACUGGCGCCUCAGCGCGCACCCGAUCACGCUACUUGUCUUCUUAGGCAUUCGGAUCGGUGCGCUACUGAUGUAUCUAUUUGGUGUACUCUUCAUCGAUGACUUUAUCCUCGUCUUCAUUUUCACCCUUCUACUCCUCUCCGCGGAUUUCUAUUACCUCAAAAACAUUGCGGGGCGCCGGCUGGUCGGCCUACGUUGGUGGAACGAGGUCGACACCUCGACCGGCGACUCGCAGUGGGUCUUCGAAUCAUCCGACCCCAAUGUUCGCACUGUGACAGCCACUGACAAGCGGUUCUUCUGGCUGAGCUUGUAUGUCACACCAGCUCUGUGGGUGGGCCUUGCGAUUUUGGCCAUUGUGAGACUUGUCGGUGUUAUUUGGCUCAGUCUGAUUGUCAUUGCACUCAUCUUGACUAUCACAAAUACCAUGGCCUUCUCUCGCUGUGAUAAGUUUGGUCAGGCCUCCACAUAUGCCAACUCGGCUCUAGGUGGUGGUAUUGUGAACAACAUCGCCGGUGGCCUGCUGGGCAGGCUAUUCCGGUUAACGACAAUGGAGACCAAUAUUCAUGGAGACCGAGACGAUGGUUUCACAUGCGGACAAUGCGGUGAAUCUGGCCACAUGACUCGCCAGUGCCCGAAUGACUCGGCUCCUCUUCCUCUGAGACAGAGGGACAGCAAUGCAGGCGAUGCCUAUGGCAACCGCGGUGAUGGCAAUACCGGAGGAUAUGGUGAAUAUGCCGGUGGUGGUGACAGCGCUUGCUACAACUGUGGCCAGGAAGGACAUAGCAAGGCCGAGUGUACCGAGCCCCGCAAGAUGGGCGCAUGCUUCAACUGCGGCCAAGAAGGUCACUCCAAGGCCGAAUGCACCGAGCCUCGCAAGAUGGGCGCAUGCUUCAACUGCGGCCAAGAAGGUCACUCCAAGUCCGAAUGCCCUAACCCGCGCGUGUUCAAGGGUACCUGCCGUAUCUGCGAAAAGGAAGGCCACCCCGCUGUUGAUUGUCCUGAGAGACCCCCCGAUGUUUGCAAGAACUGCCAGGCUCAAGGCCACAAGACGAUGGAAUGCAAGGAGAAUCGCAAGUUCGAUCUCAACCUUGUUGCUGACAUGCUUCCCCAUGAAGCUUGGGCUGCAAUGAAGAAAGCUAGCGACGAAAGGGACCUUGAUGAUUUCCGCGAGGCACUCAAAAUCUACUCUAAGGCAGUUCCCCACGCCACUUGGGCUGAUAUCGAGAGAAAAAUGCGCGAAGAUGACUUCAAUGUCUACAUCAUUGCUAUGGAGAUUGACGUUGACGAUGUCAUGAGCCUUAUCGAUCUCCAGGGAGUGCUUGAUCGCGAGUUCGUGAUUGGAUUCUUUUUUAGCCCCAAGGCGUCGCGUGGCCACCUCCGAGACCGUUGGCCUGCGGAUGCCGAGGAAAACCUCGAACGCAUGAACAACGCUGGCAUUCCCUACGAGCGCAAGGUGCCCAAGUGUCUGAACUGUGGAGAGUUGGGCCAUAUCUCGCGCAGUUGCAAGCGGGAGCGUGAGGAAGGCAACGAGCGUGUGGAAAUCAAGUGCUCAAACUGCGAUGGGCUUGGACACCGUGUGCGUGAUUGCAGACAGCAGCGCAAGAACAAGCAUGGUUGCCGUAAUUGCGGGUCUGUGGAGCAUAGGGGUUCUGACUGCACCGAGCCCCGAUCUGCAGCUGAUGUUGAAUGCCGGAAGUGCAACGAAACUGGCCAUUUUGCCAAAGAUUGCCCCAAUGUUGCUGACCGUGGCCCUCGCACCUGCCGCAAUUGCGGAUCCGAAGACCACAUUGCGCGCGACUGUGAUCAGCCUCGUAAUCUUUCGACCGUCACCUGCCGUAACUGCGAAAAGACUGGACAUUACUCUCGUGAUUGCGAUCAGCCGAAAGACUGGUCGAAGGUGCAGUGCAAGAACUGCGGAGAAAUGGGCCACACCGUUGUCCGUUGCCGUCAGCCGCCCAAGGAUGAAGAGCCUCAAGAUGAACCUGCUUUCUCUCCCGGCUCUCCCAAUCGCGAAGAACCUGAUCUGCUGGGCCCAGAGGCCAGCGAACCGUUCAACUUUAAGCGGCAUGAUGACAACGAUGACCUGUGGUAA